Molecule: messenger RNA, 2469 nt
Organism: Akanthomyces muscarius
Lineage: Eukaryota; Fungi; Ascomycota; Sordariomycetes; Hypocreales; Cordycipitaceae
Exons: 2
Coding region: 1-2469 (822 amino acids)
Biological process (GO): regulation of DNA-templated transcription
Cellular component (GO): nucleus
Molecular function (GO): transcription cis-regulatory region binding; DNA-binding transcription factor activity
Source: RefSeq, a predicted model, not a curated record
AUGUCUUCCUCCAGCAGAUGGGGUGAUUCGCGCGGUCUCGCCUCUACCUUGCUCUCCCUUGUGCGACCGCAAUCGUCUCCCACCAGAGACGAUCCCCCAGCUUCAUCUGAGGCGCCACGAUCUAGUGCCAAGAAGCACAAGCACCGCAAACGCCGCGACCGCGAACACCAGCAGCAGGACCAAGACGACGACGCCAUGACGAGCGCAUCACAAGAACUUCCGCCCCUUCACAACGACCACGAGGCCAGCGAGGGGGAGGCCGACUUUGGCGCAUUGGAGGUGUUUGACAGCAACGCCGCAGCAUCGUCCCAAGCAGUCGAGCCCGCGUCCUCCAAAAAGAGCCGACGCGAUAAGAAAAAGGACAGCAGCGCGACCAAGGCGCAGAAGCGCGCGAACAGACACUCGAGCUCUGCCAAUGGCCAUGACUACGAGGAGCCUGCAGUGACCCCCUCUUCGCCGUCUAAGAAGAAGCGCAAGAAUUCCGACUCCUCAGACGGCAAGGAACGAAAGAAGCGCAAAUCGCAUGCCGCCAUUGACAGCAUUCCUGAGGAGCAGACCGAGCCUGCUCUACCGAGCUCGCCUUCCGCAGCUCGUGCGCACAAGCGUGGCCCGUCUGGCGAUGGUGCUGACCUGAACGGCGCCGACGUUGACGAAAUCGAGCGCGACGUGGAAGCUGUGGCCCGAGAGGCAUGGCAAGAACACAUCAGCAAACAGGCAUCACAGCUUCAGGACACCGAAAUGACAGAUACUGCCCCUGUCGCCGCAAUGGCACCGGUAGAGAUACCAGUAGAGGCGCAGGAAGAGGCACCGGCUGAUGACGCUACAACGACGCCAAGACGCGCACGCUCCACGCGCAAGAAGUCAAAGCCAACCUACUUUGAUCAGCCAGUCACAGACGCUUCACUAGACGCUUUCGGACAGCUCCCUUCGCCCUCGGCCGUGACACCCAAGCCUCGGCGCGCAAAGAAGGCGGCCUCUAAGAAGGGCCCCAGGCGGCAGCGCAAAGCCGACAGGGAACAGGAACUCUACGGUGGUGAAGCUUCUCGAGGGAACUAUACCCAAGGCAAAUUCAGCGACGAAGAACUGUCUCGUCUUGCUCACGCUAUCGAAAGUUUUAGAGCCGAGUACGACAUGGAGCAGCGCGAUGUCAACGAGAUGAUCCAAGCCCCUGGCGGAACCCAGGCUGGCGAAGCACAUGCGCAGCUCUGGCUUCGCAUCUUUGCUGAAUGCCCCGAUCGCCACCGACAAAAAGUGAUCAACGUUGCCCGGAAAAAGUUUCACAACUUUGUUGCGCGAGGUACUUGGAAUGAGGAGCAGGACAAUGAACUUUCCAGCCUCAUCAAUAUACACGGUUCGAAAUGGUCCUACAUUGCCGGCAUCAUCAACCGCCAUCCUGAGGACAUCCGCGACCGCUAUCGGAAUUAUCUUGUCUGCGGCGGCGCGCAGAAGAAGGAAGCCUGGGAUGACGACGAGGAAGCACGUCUUACGCGCUUUGUCCAAGAUGCCAUGGAGGCCAUUGACGAACUUCGCAGAAACGACCCUAGCAAGGAAUUGCUGCAAAAAUCGUACGAGGAACUCAUCGACUGGCAGAACAUCAGUGAGCGCAUGGAGCGCACGAGAAGCCGCCUGCAGUGCAUCACUAAGUGGAAGUCCAUGAACUUGCGAAUUCAUAGCAAGGACAAGCUCGCUUCUGCUGACCCCGACUCCAAUAUUUCCUUCAGACUUGACAAGGCCCGCCAUCAGCUCGAGGAUAUGCCUGACACCGAGAAGUAUCGUCUCGUGCUCGCCAUCAACUCUACGUCGGCCCCGACUGCUGCCAAGAUUCCGUGGCAGAAGCUGUGUGAUAAGCAGUUCCGUAGCUCGUGGCAUCGUUCCACGCAGGAGCUCGUAUGGAGUCGCUUGGUCAAGUCUGUCCCUGGCUCCGACAUGAGAACGGUCAGAGAUUGUGCCCAAUAUUUGGUGGACAAGUACGAUCAGGAUGGAGAACUGCCAAACAUUGGCGGAGAGGGCUGGGACGAUGACGAGGAGAUGGUGCUCAUCUCUCAAGUCCCAUUCGGGAAGAAGGAGAUCCGGCCAGACAUCAGCUCUGAGAAGCUCACCGCUGAAGACAUGCAAGGCGACGAUGAUGAACUUGCGGCUGAGACGCAGGAAAUGCAGAUUGACCCGGCCCUAGAAUCGCUUGCCGAGGUGCCGCAGGCUGCGAAGAAAGCCACUCCGGCGAAAAGGACUCAGAAUGGCAAGCGACCUUCAGCCAGGAAACCUAAGAGGCCGGUUGAACCGAUUGAGGAGUCUGCUGAUAUUGUUGAGGAAGCUGGAGCGGCCAACGGAGACGAGAUUGAUGAAAGCAGCCACCGCAAGCGCAAGACGCCGAGCAAGUUCAAAAAGGGCAAGACAAACAAGGCGCCCGUCGAGCCAUCCUCGGAUAUGGACGACAUGGACGAUCUCCCGUCUCGCGUGGAGGCUGAAUGA